AAGGGAUAACUAACCAGGGAUUAAUUUGAGAAUGAAUUUAUCUCAUGUUUGGUUGGGAUACAAUCGCAAUAUAACAUUAUUUUUAUUCCACAUUGAGAGUGGAAUAACCAAAGGUUUUGGGUUGCGAGUACUGGGAAUAAAAAAAAUCCUGUUAGAGCGCCACCCUCGAAUGGGCCUGCAGUGCACGAUCCGGAUUUAGUAGGGGUUGCACGGGCUCCGAACAUCGGAUGGAAAACAAACAAAAAAAAACUAUCCCGGGGUAAUUAAUUCCGGGAUAACUUGUUCCCCAACCAAAUAAGCCCUAAGAUUACUAGAGCUUCAUAAUGGUGAGGCUAACAUUCUGCGUCUUAAUUAGAUACAUAAUUGCUACCUAGAGAAUGCACUCUGAGUGAAUCCAAAAAUAGGGGUAUGCCACCAUUUGCAACGAGCACACGGUAUUCUGUAGCAAAAGCGAUAAUAAAAUGGCUGACGGAGAAGAUAUUCAACCACUUGUCGUUGACAAUGGAACUGGAAUGGUCAAGGCUGGUUUUGCUGGGGAUGAUGCUCCAAGAGCAGUUUUUCCAAGUAUAGUUGGUCGUCCUCGUUACACUGGCGUCAUGGUUGGAAUGGGACAAAAAGAUGCCUAUGUUGGUGAUGAAGCUCAGUCCAAAAGAGGUAUUUUGACUUUAAAAUAUCCGAUUGAACAUGGUAUAGUAAGCAACUGGGAUGAUAUGGAGAAAAUCUGGCAUCACACUUUUUACAAUGAGCUCCGAGUGGCUCCAGAGGAGCAUCCCAUUCUUCUGACUGAGGCACCACUUAACCCCAAGGCGAACCGAGAGAAAAUGACUCAAAUCAUGUUUGAGACAUUCAAUGUGCCAGCCAUGUAUAUUGCAAUCCAGGCUGUUCUAUCUCUUUAUGCUAGUGGUCGUACAACUGGUAUUGUUCUCGAUUCUGGUGAUGGUGUGAGCCACACUGUUCCUAUCUAUGAGGGAUAUGCACUUCCCCAUGCUAUCUUGCGGUUAGAUCUUGCUGGUCGUGAUCUUACAGAUUAUCUUAUGAAGAUUCUCACCGAGAGAGGUUAUUCAUUCACCACUGCUGCUGAACGGGAGAUUGUUCGUGAUGUGAAGGAGAAGCUUGCAUAUGUUGCACUGGAUUAUGAACAGGAGCUCGAGACUUCAAAAAACGGCAAGGAUGUUGAGAAGAGCUAUGAGCUUCCCGAUGGACAAAUAAUCACUAUUGGUGCUGAGAGGUUCCGUUGCCCUGAAGUCCUCUUCCAGCCAUCAUUGAUUGGAAUGGAAGCAGCUGGAAUUCAUGAAACAACAUAUAGCUCAAUCAUGAAGUGUGAUGUCGAUAUUAGGAGAGAUUUAUACGGAAACGUUGUGCUCAGUGGUGGCUCAACUAUGUUCCCUGGCAUAACGGAUCGUAUGAGCAAGGAAAUCACUGCUCUUGCUCCAAGCAGCAUGAAGAUCAAGGUUGUUGCGCCACCUGAGAGGAAGUACAGUGUCUGGAUUGGAGGAUCAAUUCUAGCUUCCCUCAGUACUUUCCAACAAAUGUGGAUAACGAAGGGCGAGUACGAUGAAUCUGGUCCAGCAAUUGUCCACAGGAAGUGCUUCUAAGAUUGGUUUUGAGAACUUUAAUCGUAUUUAGUUAAUUUCCCAUCAAAUGAAUUCUAUUUGUUAGAGCUCUACCUUUUGUGUAAUGUGAAUUUGUUUGGUAACACUUUAUGUUAUUGAAAUUGCAAGCCUAGAUUCUUGUUCA
Messenger RNA from Solanum dulcamara, 1737 nucleotides. Its product is annotated as actin-53. Lineage: Eukaryota; Viridiplantae; Streptophyta; Magnoliopsida; Solanales; Solanaceae. The coding region runs from base 462 to 1595 and encodes 377 amino acids. The transcript has 5 exons. The record is from RefSeq and is a predicted model, not a curated record.